GGAGCCCCCUCAGUUCGGUCCAAACAGAACGUGAGCUGUUUGUGCUGCUAGCUGUCGUGUGUCAGGCUCGGUGCUGAACUGCUUCAUGCUGCUUCUUUAGCCGCCCGUUCCUUUAAAUCACAACUUCCUGUCGGAGAAUGAGUGAUAACGAUGAUAUCGAAGUCGAUAGUGACGAAGAAUCACCGAGAUAUCACUCUGUGGCUGAUAAGCGAGCACAUCACAAUGCGCUGGAGCGCAAACGGAGGGACCACAUCAAAGACAGCUUUCACGGUUUAAGAGAUUCCGUGCCUGCAUUAUAUGGAGAGAAGGCUUCACGAGCACAAAUUUUAGACAAAGCCACAGAAUACAUUCAGUUCAUGAGGAGAAAAAACCACAGCCACCAGCAAGACAUCGAUGAUUUAAAGAAGCAAAACGCACUGCUGGAGCAGCAGGUUCGUGCACUGGAGAAGGCCAAAGGUAACACUCAGCUCCAGACAAACUACUCUUCCGACAGCAGCUUGUACACAAACCGCAAAGGGAGUGCCGUGUCUGCCUUCGACGGCGGAUCCGACUCCACCUCGGAAUCGGAGCCGGAGGAGCCGCCCAGCAGAAAGAAGCUGCGUGUGGAGCCCAGCUAAACUCAGGUGCUGCUGUCCCUGAUGUUCAAACGGACUCUCCGUACCAACCAGCUUCUCUUACCUGCCCUCUGUCGCUCCUACCUUCUUACACCAGUCUAAGACCCAAGUUGGAGACAGUGUGAUCGGUGCUUCUACCUUGCUGUGUCCUCUUGGCAUCCCGUCACUGUUUUUGUGGCCCGGCAAUGACUUUUACUACCCCCAAAGUGAGGCAGCUCAGCAGUCUUUGAAAGACGUGAAAAAUGUUCAUAAAAUUUCGUUGUAUGAGUCUUUAGUAAAGCUAUAAAAAUCCUUUCUUUUGGACAACCUUUGCAGUCUGUUGUGAGACUAUACYACCUUUGAUGGAAUGAUAAUUAGAAACUGUCUGUUUUUAAUAUUCAUACUUUUUCAGAAAAGAAUGUCAAAGUGUUUUUAGUAAACGUGUCUGAUAUGCAAGAAGAUCCACCCCCUGCCCCCCAGGUUUUAUCUUUGAAACCUUUGUUUAAUCGAAUUCCUCUUUAUAGUGGUGCACCAAAAUUAAUUUUGCAACCAUACACGAUAUAUUCAUGACUGAUUUUCACUGCUUCGGGUAUUUCUUUUCCGCUUUUGUUGUUCUCAGUAAAUAAAUGUGAUUAUUAAAACAAACAAACAAAAAAAAAAACCACCUAAUUGAUACUGAAUGUUACACAAUGAAGUUAAAGGGCAGUUACCUUUAUUUUUGUUAGUGGAGGUCCAUUUCAGUGUGUAGUAUAUAACACUGUAUACUCCUAAAUGGUGUCAGUUCUGCAAAGAAAAGCCUUCCCUUGAAAUAGUUGCCUGUCCUGGGAAUGUUGAUCAAACAGAAAAAGGAAAAAAAAGUGUGUAAUAUUUGUUCCAUUCCAUGGAAAUUACAGGUAUGUUGUACAUACUGCCAAUGGUUGUCUUGCAAGUUAAGGCAUACCUUUAUUAUGARAUUAUAAAUAAAACUAUUUUAUCCUUUUUGGAUGUA
Austrofundulus limnaeus is the source of this 1581-nucleotide messenger RNA. RefSeq names its product protein max. Gene Ontology annotation, molecular function: DNA-binding transcription factor activity; protein dimerization activity. The record is from RefSeq and is a predicted model, not a curated record. Gene Ontology annotation, biological process: positive regulation of transcription by RNA polymerase II. The coding region runs from base 138 to 617 and encodes 159 amino acids. The transcript is spliced from 5 exons. Lineage: Eukaryota; Metazoa; Chordata; Actinopteri; Cyprinodontiformes; Rivulidae. Gene Ontology annotation, cellular component: RNA polymerase II transcription regulator complex.